This is a messenger RNA of Moneuplotes crassus, 507 nucleotides long. NCBI's taxonomy places the organism in Eukaryota, Ciliophora, Spirotrichea, Euplotida, Euplotidae. The record is from the annotation of a GenBank genome assembly.
UAUAAUUUUAAAUAAUUUAGAAAUGUUUUCAACUUGUGAUAUCGACCAGAUACUUCCUAAUUUAUACCUAGGAAGUAUAUUUGCAGCUGGAAAUGAAGAGACUCUUGAAGAUAAUGAAAUCACUCACAUUUUAACAAUGGGUAAUUAUAUGGAACCAAAGUUUCCUGAUAAGUUUGAAUAUAAAGUUUGAAAGUUAGACGAUGAUGAUACUGAAGAUAUAAAGCAAUACUUUCACGAGGGAAUCGAAUUUAUUGACGAGGCUAUUAAAAAUGGAGGAACUGUUUUUGUGCAUUGAGCAGCGGGAGUUUCAAGAUCUUCUUCUAUGAUUUGAGCUUACUUAAUGAAAACAUAUAACUGGAAAUUUGCAAAAGCUUUAAGCUUCACCCAAGAAAGAAGAUGGGUAGUCUGACCAAACUCUGGAUUCCAAAAACAAUUGCAAGAAUUUGAAAUUGAAGAAGGGAUAUAGAUCGUAACACUAUUAAGGGUUCAAUGCGUAAAAUAAUUUGG